Molecule: messenger RNA, 336 nt
Organism: Babesia ovata
Lineage: Eukaryota; Apicomplexa; Aconoidasida; Piroplasmida; Babesiidae
Product: cell cycle regulator, putative
Exons: 3
Coding region: 1-336 (111 amino acids)
Biological process (GO): formation of translation preinitiation complex
Molecular function (GO): RNA binding
Source: RefSeq, a predicted model, not a curated record
AUGGCACGGAAAUUUAGUACAGAAGACAUUGUAUCGCAAAAUCUUAUUAAAUCGUCAGUACAGAGGAGUAUAAAGCUGGCGCUAACCAGUUUCCUUUGUUCAGGGGUACCAUCGACGCGGUGUUGCCGAAAAGGGGGCAAAUUAUUCUGGCAAAAUGAUCCAGAGAUGAUGCCCAAGAUGCAGGUGGAUAAGGGCGCUCUAAAAUUUAUCCUCAGAGGAUCAAACGUCAUGUGCCCCGGGUUGACGUCAGAGGGGGGCGCCAUGGACGAUGUCAAUCGAGGCGAAGUAGUUGUUGGUUUAACGUGGCGCGCCUCCCCAACUCCUAAUAGCAGAUAG